Molecule: messenger RNA, 3624 nt
Organism: Paramisgurnus dabryanus
Lineage: Eukaryota; Metazoa; Chordata; Actinopteri; Cypriniformes; Cobitidae
Source: RefSeq, a predicted model, not a curated record
AUGGAUCAAACACAAACAUCAGCAGAUGAAGAUUUUUCUACAGGAUGCAGUUCAGAUCAUCAGAAGAGAUCAGAUCCAGAGUUCAGCUGUGUGAAGAGUGACCUGUCUAUUCAUCAACCAGUAAAUUUUAAGAGUGAUGAUACAAGGCAUAAUCUAAGACCCGAUGUAACUGAACCCGACUGUGAGGGUAGGAAGAUUGAGCAAUCUGAGAAUCAAACGCCAGACUUCAAUGAAAACACGAGUCCUUGUUUCAGCCAUGAGUCUAAUCUUGCUGAUGUCCUGGACACAUUCAGAUCAAAUCUGAGGAAGAAGUUUGAGUGUUUGUAUGAUGUAACAUCAAAUGAGAGAAACCCAACACUACUGAAUGAGAUCUACACAGAGCUCUACAUCACAGAGAGUGAAAGUGGAGAGAUCAGUAAUGAACAUGAAGUUAGACAGAUUGAGACACAAUCCAGAAGAACAACAACAGAGGAGACACCAAUCAAAUGUAAUGAUAUCUUUAAACCUUUACCUGAACAAGACAAACACAUCAGAAGUGUGCUUACAAAGGGAGUCGCUGGCAUUGGAAAAACAGUCUCUGUACAGAAGUUCAUUCUAGACUGGGCUGAAGAGAAAGAGAAUCAGGACGUCCACCUCAUAUUUCCACUUCCUUUCAGAGAGAUCAAUUUGAUGAAGGACAAAACACUCAGUCUUUUAGAUCUUCUUCAUUUUUUCUUCCCACAAACAAAAGAAAUGGAAAUCUUCAGUGAUGAAUAUAAAGUGUUGUUCAUCUUUGAUGGUUUGGAUGAGUGUCGUCUGUCUCUGGAUUUUCACAGCAGUGUGAGGUUGUGUGAUGUAAGUGAAUCAACCUCAGUGGACGUGAUGCUGACAAACCUUAUCAAGAGGAAUCUGUUUCCCUCGGCUCUCAUCUGGAUCACCUCCAGACCAGCAGCAGUUGAUCUCAUCCCCUCUGAGUAUGUUGAUCGAGUCACAGAGGUACGAGGCUUCACUGAUCCACAGAAGGAGGAAUACUUCAGGAAGAGAAUCAGUGAUGAGAGGCUGGCCAGGAGAAUCAUCUCACACCUGAAGUCAUCCAGGAGUCUCUACAUCAUGUGUCACAUCCCAGUCUUCUGCUGGAUUUCAGUCACUGUUCUAAAGAGAAUGUUGAGUGAAGCAGAGAGAAGAGAGAUCCCCAAGACUCUCACUCAAAUGUACACACACUUCCUGAUCAUUCAGACAAACAUCAAACAUCAGAAGGACUAUGAGAAGAAAGAUGAAGACAUGACCUUCAAACUGGGGAAACUGGCUUUUGAGCAGCUUGUGAAAGGCAAUCUGAUCUUUUAUGAUGAAGACCUGAGAGAGUGUGGCAUUGAUGUAGCAGAAGCAUCGGUGUACUCGGGAUUGUGUACUCAGAUCUUCAGAGAGGAGUUUGGUUUGUAUCAGGGGAAAGUUUACUGCUUUGUUCAUCUCAGCAUCCAGGAACAUCUAGCAGCUCUUUAUGCUCACAUCUCCUUCACAAACUACAACAGAUAUGUGUUUGAUCAAAGUCAUAAGGCAGGUUGGUUUUGGAAAAUAUUGAGCAGAUUAAUAUGUAAAUCAUCAGAACAGAUUUUAUUAUCUGAGUUACAUCAGCGAGCUGUAGAUAAAGCUUUACAGAGUAAGAAUGGACAACUGGAUCUUUUCCUGCGUUUUCUUCUGGGUCUUUCACUGGAGUCCAAUCAGAUUAUCUUACAGGAUCUACUGACACAGAUGAGAAGAUGCUCCUACAUGAAAGAGGAAACUGUUAAGUACAUUAAACAGAAGAUGAAUGAGAAUCUGUCUCCAGAGAAAUCCAUCAAUCUGAUUCACUCUCUGAAUGAAAUGGGUGAUGAUUCACUGCUGCAGGAUAUUCAAGAUUAUGUGACAUCUUCAUCAUUAGGAAAGACCAAACUCUCCUCUUCACAGUGGGCAGCUUUAGUUUUUGUUUUGUUGACGUCUGAGCAAAAUUUGGAUAAACUCAUUCUAAAUAAAUUUAUUGGGGAUAAAAAUAAAGCAGAUGAAGUUCUUGUGAGACUGCAGCUUGUGAUUAAAGAAACCAAAAAACUACAGUUGAGUGAUUGUAAUAUCACAGAUGAAGGUUGUGUUGCUCUGAAUUCAGCUCUGAGAUCAAACCCAUCACACCUGACACAUCUGGAUCUGUCUGAGAAUAAUCUAAAAGAUUCAGGAGUGACCCUGAUCUCUGAUGUACUGAAGAAUCCUGACUGUAAACUAGAAAUACUGGGGUUGUAUAAAUGUGAUAUCAUGGAUGAAGGUUGUGUUGCUCUGACUUCAGCUCUUAUAUCAAACCCAUCACACCUGAGAGAUCUGAAUCUGUCUUAUAACAAACUUAGAGAUUCAGGAGUGAAGCUGAUCUCUGAUGUACUGAAGAAUCCUGACUGUAAACUGAAGAUACUGAACUUGAAUAAGUGUGAUAUCACAGAUGAAGGUUGUGUUGCUCUGACUUCAGCUCUGAGAUCAAACCCAUCACACCUGAGAGAUCUGGAUCUGUCUUAUAAUUAUCUCACAGAUUCAGGAGUGAAGCUGAUCUCUGAUGUACUGAAGAAUCCUGAUUGUAAACUGGAGUUACUGGAAUUGUCUAGUUGUGAUAUUACAGAUGAAGGUUGUGUUGCUCUGACUUUUGCUCUGAGAUCAAACCCAUCACACCUCACACAUCUGAAUCUGUCUGAUAAUAAACUAAGAGAUUCAGGAGUGAAGUUUAUUUCUGAUGUACUGAAGAAUCCUGACUGUAAACUGAAGAUACUAAAGUUGUUUAAGUGUAAUAUCAGAGAAGAAGGUUGUUUUGCUCUGACUUCAGCUCUGAGAUCAAACCCAUCACACCUGACACAUCUGGAUCUGUCUGAUAAUAAACUAAGAGAUUCAGGAGUGAAGCUAAUCUCUGAUGUACUGAAGAAUCCUGACUGUAAACUGGAGAUACUGAACUUGUGUAAGUGUGAUAUCACAGAUGAAGGUUGUGUUGCUCUGUCUUCAGCUCUGAGAUCAAACCCAUCACACCUGAUAGAUCUGGAGCUGUCUGAUAAUAAUCUAAGAGAUUCAGGAGUGAAGCUUAUCUCUGAUGUACUGAAGAAUCCUGACUGUAAACUGGAGAUACUGAAGUUGAGGAGUUGUAAUAUCACAGAUAAAGGUUGUGGUGCUCUGAAUUCAGCUCUGAGAUCAAACCCAUCACACCUGAGAGAUCUGUAUCUGGAUGGGAAUAAUAUCACAGUUUCAGGAUUAAAGAUAAUCUCUGAUCUAAAAGAUGACCCACAUUAUAAACUUGAGACAGUACGACAGGGCCAUAAACAAAUCACACAAACAGAGCUUGUAGAGGUAGAUAAGAUUAAGAAUGAGCUUUUGAAACUGCAGCUGGAACAGGCCAACACAAAAAAGAAAAAAAUGCCCCAGCAGGCCCAACCAACACCAGUAGCUAUGACAACUAGUGUCCCGGACAACAAAACCCGUGGGAGGGAUAUAACCAACAGAGAAGGGGAGGGCCAAGAAGGAGUAGUAGACCACAACGGGGAGGUUUUGGAGGUUUUGGCAGGAAUACAUGUUAUGUGUGCGGACAAGAAGGUCAUUGGGCCAGAAGAUGCCCUCAAAAUGGGUCACAGCCCCAAUAUUCCGGUGUAA